Molecule: messenger RNA, 1428 nt
Organism: Solanum stenotomum
Lineage: Eukaryota; Viridiplantae; Streptophyta; Magnoliopsida; Solanales; Solanaceae
Exons: 11
Coding region: 51-980 (309 amino acids)
Cellular component (GO): cytosol
Molecular function (GO): nucleotidase activity
Source: RefSeq, a predicted model, not a curated record
AAUAAUUAAAAAUUUGCAUUCCAACUGAACCGAAAACUUCGGGGAGCGAAAUGGAGGCUAGUUUCGUCGCCGGCGAUCGGCCGACGGUGUUAGUGACGAACGACGAUGGAAUCGAUGCGCCGGGAUUGAGAGCUCUAGUUAGUCUGCUUGUUUCCACCAAUCGCUUUUACGUCCUCGUUUGUGCUCCUGACUCUGAAAAGUCAGCUGUUAGUCAUAGCAUUACUUGGCGUAAUGCCCUUUCUGUUAAGCAAGUUGACAUCAGCGGAGCAACAGCGUUUGCAGUUUCAGGAACUCCAGCAGACUGUACUUCCCUGGGAAUCUCUAAAGCUCUUUUCCCUUCAGUACCUGAUCUGGUUAUCAGUGGUGUUAAUAUGGGUGACAACUGCGGCUAUCACAUAGUAUACUCGGGUACAGUGGCUGGCGCUAGGGAGGCUUUCUUCUGUGGUAUUCCUGCUGUGUCUGUAUCAUAUAAUUGGAUUCGUGGAAAAAGCAAUGUUAAUGACUUCACACUGGCUGCUAAAGCUUGCUUACCCAUCAUCAGUGCUAUAUUGGCUGCAAUCAAGACAAAACACUAUCCCAAGAAUUGCUUUCUCAAUAUUGAUGUGCCAACAGAUGUUGUCAAUCACAAGGGAUACCGUCUAACCCGACAAGGAAAAAGUUUUGUGAAAAUGGGAUGGAGGCAAGUUACUUCUGAAAGCGAAGGAGGAAACGUUUUGUCCACAAUGACUAUGGAGACGAAUUCAUCAGAAAGUACACAUGCUAGAGCCUUAAAAAAUGCACCAUUGGAUCAUCUACUGUUUAAGAGACGAGUUACAAGAAUUCUAGUGGGGAAUGGUGAUACAGACUACUGUUCUCUUCAAGAAGGAUACAUUACUGUCACACCCCUUGGCGGCUUGUCUCCAGCAGAGCUAGAUGCUGUUUCAUUCUUUCAGAAUUGGCUGCCCAGUGUUGUUAAUCAUUACCCUUCCUCGGCUUUGUAGUGCUGUAAGUUGGUCAUCCAAGUGAAAUCCAAUUCUGAUGUGACCCUAAGGGAACUCAAGAAUAUCUGAAAGCAGGAGGAAAUAAGUAAUUAGCAUCAAUAUUAUGUAGGUUAUCAUUGAUCAAUUUGCCAGAUGAAAAGUUUUAGAGAUGAAACGUUUCCUCAACAACAACAACAAAAAAAAAAGUUUGUAUCGAUGAGAUAAAUGGACUCAAGAAACCUAAAUGAGUCUGCACGGAAUGGAAUUGUGCAUUUGCAUGUCAUUUCAAUGUGGGCAUCCUCUCCCUGGUCAGAAUUCAGAUGUAUCUUUGUUUCAUUUUCUGCAAGAUAUCCUCUAUUAUGUUUCAUAGACAUUUACUAAGAUCAUAAAAUUUGUAACGUUGCCCUGUUUUUAAGUUUCACACGUAAAGGAGAAGUAAAUAUAAGUUGCCUGUUUUUAAGGAGAUCAA